Messenger RNA from Lagopus leucura (white-tailed ptarmigan), 5881 nucleotides. It is a transcript of the gene KSR1, whose product is annotated as kinase suppressor of ras 1. The record is from RefSeq and is a predicted model, not a curated record. Gene Ontology annotation, molecular function: protein kinase activity; ATP binding. The coding region runs from base 1 to 2694 and encodes 897 amino acids. Gene Ontology annotation, cellular component: membrane; endoplasmic reticulum; cytoplasm. Gene Ontology annotation, biological process: protein phosphorylation; Ras protein signal transduction. The transcript has 20 exons. NCBI's taxonomy places the organism in Eukaryota, Metazoa, Chordata, Aves, Galliformes, Phasianidae.
AUGGAUAGAGCGGCUGCCCUGCGAGCCGCCGGCAUGCUGGAGAGGAAGGAGCGGGGCGGCGAGGCGGCGGGGCCGGCCGUGCGGAGUACCGUGCAGCAGUGCGGGCUGCUCCAGGACCUCAUCGACAUCUCGCUGUCCAACCUGCGCGGGCUCCGCACCAAGUGCGCCGCGUCCAACGACCUGACCCAGCAGGAGAUCCGCACCCUGGAGGUGAAACUGAUUGACUACAUCCACCGACAGCGGCAGUGCAAGCUGAGUGUGCCCCUGAAUGACAGGACAGCAGAGCUCAACAGCUACCCGAGAUUCAAUGACUGGUUAGACAUUGUCAAUGUGAGGAAAGAAGUUGUCCAGAGAAUACCAGAGGAGCUAACCUUAGAUGCCUUACUUGAAAUGAAUGAAUCAAAGGUGAAAGAAACGAUGAAGAGAUGUGGCGCCAGAGAUGAGGAGUGCUCCAGACUCAAUGGGGCACUGAGCUGUUUAAGGAAGGUGACUGAAUCAGGUGGGGAGUUAAAAGAUGACGUGCUGAUGAAUCUUUCUGAAGCACGCCGAGAGAACAGCUCUACAAGCAUGACUGAGUGCCCUUGCUCCUCUGCACCCACGUGGACUCACAGUGCACUGAACCUUCCCAAGGGCAACAGCCCCCAGGCACGAUCGGUGUCGGUGUCUACAGUCUCAUCUUCAGAUUCCCUUGCCUCGAGUCACGGACCUUCUGUCUAUGCAGAUAACCUCCUGGACCCUUUUGCCUUCCCUGCACACGGUGGAAAGUUAGCACCAAGGACUCCUCAUAGCAUCACCAUCACUCCCCCAGCCACUCCUCAAGCCAAGAGACGGCACAAGUUGAAGCCACCACGGACUCCUCCUCCCCCUUGCCGGAAAGUUUUUCAGCUGCUACCUAAUUUUCCAACCCUCACAAGGAGCAAGUCCCAUGAAUCACAGCUGGGAAACAGGAUAGAUGAUGUUCCUCCAAUAAAGUUCGAACUCUCCCAAGGAUCCCCUCAAAUGGUACGAAGAGACUUUGGCUUAGCUGUAACGCACAGGUUCUCUACGAAAUCUUGGUUAUCUCAGAUUUGCCAAGUUUGUCAGAAAAGUAUGAUGUUUGGGGUGAAGUGUAAGUACUGCAGAUUGAAAUGUCACAACAAGUGUACUAAAGAGGCACCUGCUUGUAGAAUAUCAUUCCUUCCCAUUACCAAAAUAAGGAGAACAGAGUCUGUCCCUUCUGAUAUCAACAAUCCAGUAGACAGACCAACAGAACCACAGUUUGGAACUCUUCCCAAAGCAGUCACUAAAAAGGAGCACCCACCAGCAAUAAAUCAUCUGGACUCCAGCAGUAACCCCUCUUCUACAACCUCUUCCACGCCAUCUUCUCCAGCACCUUUCCAGUCUUCCAACCCUCCCAGUGCAACACCUCCCCCAAACUUAUCUCCUAUGGGCCAGAGAGACGGACGAUUUAACUUCCCAGCUGCCUACUAUAUUCAGCAUAGACAACAGUUUAUCUUCCCAGAAAUUCCCAGUCCUGCACAAACAGCACAGCCUCCGGAACCCACUGCAGACACAAAUGCUAAAGAACAGCCAGAUACAGAUGGAAUUAAACAUGAAGCAGAGGUGGAAGAACCUGAGAGUAAUAAAUCAGAACCUGAAGACGAUGAGGACGAAGUGGAAGAUCUGCCAAACAGAAGGCCGCACUUGCAAGGGAUGAUUUACCGCAAACCCAGCCAGACCAGCGUCUACCUGCAGGAAUGGGACAUUCCCUUCGAACAGAUCGAACUGGGGGAUCCCAUCGGCCAAGGACGAUGGGGAAAGGUUCACAGGGGAAAAUGGCACGGGGAAGUGGCCAUCAGGCUGCUGGAGAUAGAUGGGAACAAUCAGGAUCAUCUCAAGCUCUUUAAAAAGGAGGUGAUGAAUUACAGACAGACCCGGCAUGAGAAUGUGGUGCUUUUCAUGGGAGCGUGCAUGAACCCUCCUCAUUUAGCAAUCAUUACCAGCUUCUGCAAAGGAAGGACACUUCAUUCAUUUGUAAGGGACCCCAAGAUAUCCCUGGAUAUUAACAAAACCAGGCAGAUAGCACAGGAGAUCAUUAAGGGCAUGGGCUAUCUUCACGCAAAGGGGAUUGUACACAAGGAUCUGAAAUCCAAGAACGUUUUUUAUGACAAUGGAAAAGUAGUGAUCACUGACUUUGGACUAUUUGGAAUUUCGGGUGUGGUUCAGGAAGGAAGGAGAGAGAAUGAAUUGAAGCUGCCUCAUGACUGGUUAUGCUACCUGGCCCCUGAAAUUGUUCGCGAGAUGGCCCCUGGGAAAGAUGAAGACAGGCUGCCUUUCUCCAAAGCUGCAGAUAUCUAUGCCUUUGGGACUGUGUGGUACGAGCUCCAAGCAAGAGAAUGGCCCUUCAAGAACCAGCCUGCUGAGGCACUCAUCUGGCAGAUUGGAAGUGGUGAAGGAGUGAAACAAAUCCUUGCAACUAUUAGUUUGGGGAAAGAAAUCAAUGAAAUUCUCUCAGCAUGCUGGUCAUUUGAUCUCAGUGAGAGACCUAGCUUCACUGUCCUCAUGGAUAUGCUUGAAAAACUGCCAAAACUGAAUCGUCGGCUCUCCCACCCAGGGCACUUCUGGAAGUCUGCUGACAUUAACAGUAGCAAAGUUGUCCUGCGUUUUGAGAGAUUUGGCUUGGGAAUCCUGGAACCAAGUAAUCAAAAGAUAUAGCAUGGUGUGUGGUUGUCUUGUGAUAAUGUCUACCUACUUACACACAAAGAAAUCUUCACUGAAUUUUCCAAGCUAUGAAACUGGUGCAGCCACAGCUGAAAGCCACACGACCAUCAAUUAACAGUCCUUUGUUGUUGGCAAAGGGUGAAUUCUGCCUGAGCACCAGCAGUUAUUUAAAGAAUGUUUACAUGAUACUUUUGCGUGAACUAUAUAUUUUUUAAACACAAUAAACAGCGAAUCAAUUAACUACAGCCAUUCCACUAGCACAAAGAGAAACCAACCUCCUUCUAGUUCCUUCUUGCGUCUGUGGUGUAAAGAUCAGGAAUGAUCUUCUGCCUUCAGUGCAUUUUUCCCUAAGACAAGUGGAACCGCUUUGUUUCAGAAUGGUUACGUAUCUCAUGCAAGGAGAUGGGAGUUUUAAAUUGUUUUUCUCUUGUUAAGGUGAAAUUUAUCUAUUGCAUUGUGAUUUAUCCAAACUGAUAAUUCAGUUUGUGAUCACUCCGGUUUGUUUCUGCAGGUUGGUCCAAGCUCUGGGUUACCCUGAAUUAAGUUAAAGCAGUAAAAAUCUGCUUCUUGCAGGGGAGUUUGCUGUCAAACAUACAGUUAUCUCAUUGAAACAGAACUGAGCACUUCAACACAGAACUCACAAGAAAAGCUGAAUUGCCCUGCCACAGAACUGCGUCGGGUUGGUUGGGCUGGCAGUGGACCUCUGGGUCCAUCCGCUUUCAGCCCUGCUCAGGCAGGGCCACCCCAGCUGGCUGCCCCUGGAAAGCUUCAGGCACAACCCGUUUGGUCCCCUGAACCAGAGCACUGCCAGACCUCACCCCUUGCUGCCCUGAUGGCAAUCUCAUUUGUAGAAGAACAUAUUUCACUAGAUAGAGCUCCAGGGAGGGAAGAAAAUCAAGGGAAAAAGCCAUCCCUGAACAAUGUAUAACAUACUGUUCUGAUACACAGAGCUUGUUAAGAGACUCAAAGUCAUUUCUCUCCCCUGUGUGCACACACACACUCCUCCAGACAGUCAGAUAAGUCUGCAAGAAUUUAAGAAAUUUAGGACUCAGCAGUUCUGAGGAAAACUAAGAACAGCAAAACCCUUGCAGCUGGGAAAGUUACAUUUUGUUCCAGAGAACCUGAGUCAAUCCAAGACCCGUUUCAAAGGUUAAGACCAAGAAAAAACCCAGCCCCCCAAAAUCAAAAGGAAACCACAUGCUACAAUGUGCAAUACACAGACUGAUAAAGGACACAGCUUAUUUCUGCAUUUAAGGUAACAGAUGCAUUAUCUCACUUGCAAAUGAAUUGCAAGCUGCAUUAAAUGUUCCAUCACACCUCCCAUUCUUGUUCCUCUGCCUUUGCCUGUCAGCCAGGGCAGCAGGACAACUCUAAUUAUGCAGUGGACAUUAAAGAGCCCUUCUGUCCUUACACUGCUUCAUUUUUAAGGUAGUUCAUUAGGACUCCCUGAAAGUCACCAAAUUUCAUCUCUCCAGUCACACUAGUACAUUACAUGCCUCUUUUCUAUCUUUUGCCACCAUUACAAGGCUUUAUAAUGUAGAUUACAGAGGGAAAAGCUCUGAAGUCCUCCACGAGGCACACAAAGUGAUAGGCACUCAGUUUGGUUACAGCAGCUGACUUGGAGAAAAUCAAGUGGAGAAAAAAAGAAGUUCUGUCUAGAGGGCUUCACUCCAGCUACUCCUUCACUAUGCUAUGGUGAUUUUAAAUGUGCCUCAAAUAUAAAACAGAAUUUGUUUGGUGGUAGCCAAGCAUGGAGACAUGGUUCUCUUGACCUCCCUCUUACCACCUCAGAAAAGCAAAUAGGCCCCUCAGCACACCGUGCCCUUUUAGCCACCACCUGCUUUCUCUUCAAGCCUUGCUACUGUUUGCUCUCUCACAAUAACAUUGUCACAGAUUUAAACAGAGGUUGUUUUCCAACGAGUACCACUUAAGUAUUGACAGUGCAGUAAAAGCCAGGAGAAACCUGCUUCGUAGCAACGUUAAGGUUAUGAACCCACGGGCAGCAUUGUACCUUGCCUUAGGGAGAGCAGAAGCUGCUGCUGGAUGCACACAUUGCAUCGGGUCUGAGCAGCCCCUCUGCACCACAGCAUGCUCUCACUGCUAUUCCUGUCUCACUUGGGAAACCCAGAGCUUUCAUUGUGGGAAGGAAAGAGUGAUUGCUCACCUGGCUGUCAGCAGUAACGCUGCUGUGGCAAUGUGCAAGAACAAUGCUGAGAAAGCACGACCUUCUCAAUCUUUUCCUACAGGAUGGCUGGUUGGACAGACUAUCCAGCUUACAACAAAAUAAAAUUAAAAACCAAACGUUGUUCUCCCUGUGUGACUGCCCUCAUGUGAGGUUCAAACCCUGGCUGUUUCCAGGCAGAAUGCUGUGCUGACCCUGCUUUCCAGCAAGGCAGCUACACCUGUGUCAGCAGGGCUGCCUGUCCCUUGGUGCUUCACUUUGCAGUGUGCUGAAAGCAGAUGGGGCUGACCCAUGAGCACUGCAGGCUGAUGGAGUGCCAUCCUGCUGCAGGAAGGGUUUCAAACCUUGCCUUUAAAUCAUGAAGUUUGAGAUUCAGUCUGAGUCUUCCUUGGUUUUGUGUUUAACUCCCAUAAAUGGUUCUUAAAAGCAAAACCCAGCGUACCAGAGAGCAGGGCCAAUUACUGUCUGGGGUAAUGUGUUGCAGUCAGCUGUGUAAGGCACAUGGAAGUCAAACAGAGCCGUGCAGCUGUACAGCUGUGAAUGAAAUCAGGCGCUUCCAUCUCUCUGCCACAGCUGAGCAGCAGGCAUUGGGUCACUGCUUUAUGGCCAUGUGUCUCCUCGUGUGCUGGUGUGAGGCACGAAGCACAGUAAGCCUGUCCUGUUGUAGAGGUGUAAAUGUGAAGCUGGCUGUACAAUGCUGCUACAAUAGCCACACGUCAAUAGUGAAUGUAAAUGGAGUCUGUAAUAUGGUGAAAAUUGACGCGUUUUUCUUUUCAAAUGUGUUGUAAACUUUGUACAGUAAAUUUUUUUUAAAAUAUUUUCUAUCAGAGUGUCUUCCAGAAUUGCUAUUAAAUUAAAAAUUGUUAGUAUUAACAACCGUUGCUGUAUUAGUUUAUGCAACCAGCAAGGAAAAAAAAGUGCACAUUAUGCUAAUAAAAUACUGGAUACAUAGGAAUCUUUUCAGCAAAUAAAUCUUUGCUCUGGAUAAAGCAAGUGUUA